Molecule: messenger RNA, 933 nt
Organism: Gamsiella multidivaricata
Lineage: Eukaryota; Fungi; Mortierellomycota; Mortierellomycetes; Mortierellales; Mortierellaceae
Exons: 4
Coding region: 1-933 (310 amino acids)
Source: RefSeq, a predicted model, not a curated record
AUGGUGGGGACGAGGACCCCGCAGAAACAUCAGCCAUAUCUGCGUCCCGUUCGUCUGGCCGACGUACUUCCUGUUCAAUCUCCAUGCGUAGCGUGGGGUCAAAUUCAACGUCGCUGCCUACCAUCUCUUCAUCCUCCACCUCAUAUUCCUCCACUUCCUCUUCAACCUCCUCAAACUCGUCCUCAUACUCCUCGUCUUUGGCUUUCGGGCACAGUCGAAAUCAGCGCCGAGGGGGAAGGGGACAACGAUGUCGGUGUCAAUGCUGCGGGAGCUGCUGUUGAAGGCGAGGACGUCGUUGACGAGGAUGCUAGCGCCCCUAUGCUUGUGUCUAUGCUCGGUGUUGUUGCACCCUCUGUCUUUACGGGGGACAUGGCAGGAAGUGUGGUUAUUAUCGUUGAGGAGGAGGGCGUGGGAGAGGGCGAGAGGGGAGCGAUGCCCGAGGGUGAUGAUGUGGACUUUGAUGGCGGUGAUGACGAGGCAGGCUCCUGGCUGCCAUCGAUGUUGUUGUUGCUGAUGGUGCUGAUGGUGUUAUCGAUAUCAAUAUCGCCGUUGGAGCCAUGUGUGCUCCCUUGGUGGGACAGUCGGGGGUCUGUGGUGACUAUCGAAGGCUUUGCUGAUAUGGACGAUGAAGAUGAAAACGAGGAUGACGGAGAGAGGGACACGGAUGCGGAUGCCGACGCUGCUGCUGCUGUUGUUGUUAUUGUUGUUGUUGUUGUUGUUGCUGCGGCUGUUGAUGGGGAAGCGGAUGUGUCCCCCGAGAGAGGGACCAGCUUUACAACAGGCUCCUCUCAUCGCUGCAACCGUCCUUCAGCGCGCUUCGUGGCCAACCAGAGCACCAGUGCCGUUGAGAAGGAAACCAUGCACACCACAGUCGAGACCACGUAUAUCGCAGAGGGCAUGGUAGCGGAUGUCCUGGCAAAGAUCCAUCCAUAG